AUGUCAGCUGCAGCGCCGGCUAGAAGCGCAUCCAAAAGUGGUGACUGGGUCGGAGCAUCUUCAGACGUGUCCAUGCUGAACGAGCGCUUGUACAACAGCCAGCGAAUUGACACAUUUCACACCCCGGCAAAGUUGGAUCCGCUAAGCCCCGUUGGAGUUUCGCCGGAGCGGCGCUCACCAUCGCCAACUGAGCGCCCCUCCUCCACCCCGCUGAGCUUUGACACGCGGGACGGCCAGUAUGGUCAUCGCUUGAUGGACCUCGUCAAUAAUUGGAAUGAGGAUACAAGGCGUAUGUUGCGGGAGGAGCUGACUCUGCACACGCGGUCAGAGCUGGCGCCGACUCCUACGCCUAUCCCGCCAGAUGACACUGCCGCAGUACAGACUCACCUGCAGACCAUCCUCGCAGAAGUACGGCAUCUUCAGCGCGAGUCCCCGGGCUGCUGUGACCACUGCGGGGCUCUGGGGCGUGUGGCUAUUGCUCAGGAGGAGUUAUCCGAGAUUGUUCGUGGACACCUGAUCCUGGAGCGAACCAGCACGCCCCAGAAUCGAAAUGCAUGCCCCACGCCAAGCACAACUGCCUCAGAUACGCAGGCAACGCUACAGAAGCUGGCAACGGAGCUCACGUCAGCUUUUGAGGAAAUGCAGAAAGCCUUGAAGGGGAGUGCAACUCUCGUGGAGGAUGCAAGGCGACUCCACGAACAGCGACCUUCGAGUCUGGACAACGAGCCAGUCUUGCAUGACCUUCAAAACGUCAAGGAGCUCAUUGGAAGUGCAGCCGGUGUUUCGCUGGCGGCAGAUGUGAGGGAUCUGAAGGAAUCCUUGCUCCUGGUGCAACAGAAAAGUGAGCAGGACUCUAAGCAUCUGCUCCAGCAGCUGGAACAUUUGUCCGACAUUGUGGCAGUGAGCUGCAAGCAGGACGACCUGCCAACUUCACAGCAAAGCCAGCGGAUGCUGGAGGGUCUCCAGCACGUGACAGAGCUGAUCAGCAUCGACCACGGAAAAGCCCGCGAGGAUGCAGCGGUGGUUCGGCAAUCAGUCUGCGUCUUGGAGGCGGAGGUUUGCCAGUUCAAGGAUUCUGUGACGAGCUCCUUGCAGCAAUCGACGGAGGAGAUGAUGCGGCGUCUGAGAGCCCUGGAAGAGAUGAUCUCAACCAACCAGCAGAAUGCCCAGCAAAAGACUGCUCUACAGUUGGAGACUGUGGAUCAGAAUGUGCAGCUGCAGUCUUCUGCGGUGGCUGCCGUCAAACAAGAUGUCCUGACGGUGAAGGAUCACGUACUCCAGUGCGAAGAGAGGCUGCAAAAGGCACCUCGACAAGCUGAUCUGACGGCAGCAGUGAGGAGAACCUUUGAGGAAAUGUCCCAGGAGUUCCACACUGAAUGCAAACAGCUGUACAUGAAGCCCAGCUUCCAGGUGAGUUUUCCUGACUCGCUGAACCAGGACCUCCGGGAGAUUAAGGACGCUGUGGAAGUGGAACGCCGGGAGCGUGAGCAGUCCACUGUUGCCUCAUCUGCGGAGUUCAGCAGCCUUGCCCAAGAGGUUCAGAAGAUGGGCCAGGGAGUCCAGGGGCUGGAGGUGACCAUCACGGAGCGGGUGAUAUCUGAAAUGCAACACGUGCAAGACAUCUUUGCCAUGCUGGAAAGCAACUUCCUGGGCGUGGUACGGAACCAGCUGGACAAGGCGACCACCGCCUUCAGCAGUACGACGUCUACUUUCAGGAGCGGCCUGAAGCGGGAGUUGGAGACCAUGAUUAAGGAUGCCACGAAGCUUCAGGCGAAGCAGCAUCCCACAAGUUAUGCUGCUGAUGAGCCCGAAGAUACGACGCAUUCCUGCAAGAUGAUCGAAGCGGUCUUUGCGUGCUUCAGCGCUUUCGAAUUCUGCUUGCUUGUUGCCAGCGCGCUGCUGGAGCUGCAGCAGACAGACCGCUUCAUUCCGGCCAUUGCCAUCGUGCUAGGCCCAUACCUGCUCAACUGCGUGGUGGUGCUGCUGUUCUUCUUUCUGCUGACCGAUGCUUUGGCCAGGUGGAUGCGGCAAAAUUGGGGCCAUGCACAGCGACUUCUCGCCUUGGCGAUCCUCAGGCCGGAUUGGCUGCGCGUCUUCAGCCUCUACGCGCCGCAGCUGCGAUGGGCACCUGGUGCCUGGGAGCAGCGCCGCUGGCAGGACGCCGUGCGCCAGCGUACGGCUCUGCUCCAGCAGGAGUGCGAUGAGCUGAAGCUCAUGGUGGACUCAGAGGUCCGGCUCAAGGACCAGCUGAUAGCAGAGCUUGGCAAGGCGGGAGGGGGUCCUGACUUCGAAGCAUGCCGCCCCGAGGUGACUGCGCUGCAUGAACCGCAUCAUGGGAUGCGCCCUCCUGCGGCUCAUGCUCAUGCUGCUCAUGCGCGUCAUUUGAGCCAGAGCCAGCAGGAGGGCAUGGUAGCUGACAGCCUCAUGUCCUCGGCGCCACUGAGGUCAACUAGUAUCCCGGGUGCUCCAGGUGCGGCUCCGCCAACUUCUCCCCUGCGGAACCGGGAGUGGGACGGAUGGCUCAGGACGCACUCUCGGCAAGAGGCCCUGCGGAGUCCGCGAGGUACCCCUGGUUCCCGACUUUCGCCGGGGAGAGGGAGCAAUGGCCAGGCCCUGAGUGUUGUGCCAUCUUCCGCGUCGCGGAAGGCCCCGCAAGGUGUGACGGCAGCGAGUCGUCGCAUUCUGCCAGAAGCAGAAAUUCUGCCUCAUUCCUGUUUGCUCUGCGGCCUGGCGCCGAUGAAUGCUCCGAAGAGAACGGCCUCCCAGUACAGCAUCUUCAUGUGUGUGACCACGCUGGCAUUUGCUCUAUACAGCGAACUUCCAAAGGUCUGGGUGACUGUGAUCUUGAUGUCGCAGUCCUGGGAGCCCGUCUCUGCCGUCUUGCGUUUGCCAAUCAUAGCCAUCAACGGCCUGUACCUGCUAUGGUCCGUGCUAUUGGUUUCGCGCCAUCUCCUCUCAUGGUUCGGCUUCAGAAGAGCAACGCCGCUCCACACUUCGCAGCCAACCAUGAUCAGAGUGAGUGCCAAUGUGUCGGCGUUGGACGACGCUGUGGUGGUGCAAUGGCAGCCUCCAGCCGUGCCUAAGCAGGGCCUGGAGCCGGACGAAUUCCUUUGCGCCAUUUACCAUGGACUUGGGGGUAACGAUCCUGAGCGCCCUUUGCAACUGCAGCGGGUGCCAGCUUCGCGGGUGGACCCAGAGACAGGAGGCUUCCAGUGUUGCUUCGCCGAUCUUUGCCCUGAAGCUGCAUAUGUGGUGCUCCUGACGGCGGCGCAUAGUGGCCUUGGACUGGGAGAGCCAGCUCGGCUUCCUUGUCGGACGCUUCCACGCGUCCUUCCAGCCAUCCCUGACAGUCUGAUCGUGAGGAGCUCCGGCCCGACCUGGGUCGAGUUGACCUGGGAAGAGCCUUGUGAGCUUCUGCUGGAGAUUUCCAGUGAGGCUUCGCGACGCACGGAGCUGGCGUGGCCUCCCGUGCACCUGGAGGGGCUGAGGCCAAACACCGAGUAUGCUGUCGCUGUGAGCACCCUUCGUGAGCAUCAUAGGCCUGUACCGAAGCUCUCCUUCGUGACCCCGCAAGAGGAUCAGCAGGGUUUUGGUAUGAUGUCAUCUGUGACCGCAGUCCUAAAAGACUUGGGAAACAUCAAGGAAUCCGUCGGGGCUAUCCAUGCGGCGGCCGCCAACGCGGAGGUUCUCCGACACCUCGGAGCCCUCCAAGACCGUUGGGCUUCUCUGCAGGUAUCAUGCCUUACAGAAGAGAUCCAGAAGCUGCUGGCAGCGAAUGAGCAGUUGAGAAAGGAUGUUUCUACGGAUCUGAAGCCCGUGCUUUCAGAACUCCAGGACAUCCACCAGACACUCUCGCGUUCUCUGCCUUGA
Symbiodinium pilosum is the source of this 3870-nucleotide messenger RNA. NCBI's taxonomy places the organism in Eukaryota, Dinophyceae, Suessiales, Symbiodiniaceae. The record is from the annotation of a GenBank genome assembly.